Molecule: messenger RNA, 994 nt
Organism: Tribolium madens (black flour beetle)
Lineage: Eukaryota; Metazoa; Arthropoda; Insecta; Coleoptera; Tenebrionidae
Product: retinol dehydrogenase 11-like
Exons: 3
Coding region: 27-959 (310 amino acids)
Source: RefSeq, a predicted model, not a curated record
ACACAGUUUAUCAACUGAAGUCCAAAAUGCUUCUACUGAUUGCAAUUGCACUCGUUUUUGCAAUAUUUGCAAUUACCAAAAUUUACCUAAAACUAACUACAGGAUGGUGUAAAAGUCAGACUUGUUUGGUUGGCAGAACUGCCUUAAUAACAGGGGCAAACUCUGGUAUUGGUUACGAAACCGCUUUGGACUUCGCCAAAAGGGGCGCUGGCGUCAUUUUGGCUUGUCGCAAUGCAGCCAAAGCGGAAGAAGCCCGUUCAAAAAUCAUUUCCGAGACCGGAAAUGACAACAUAAUUGUCAAAAUCGUCGACAUGGCCUCCUUUGACUCGAUCCGAGCCUUGGCCAAAGAAAUCAACGAAACUGAAAGCCGUUUAGACAUUUUGGUCAACAAUGCCGGAAUGUUCGGUCACUGGGGCGAGACCACCAAAGAUGGACUUCCGGUUUUGAUCCAAACCAACCACUUUUCCGGUUUUCUUCUAACAAAUUUGUUGAUGGAUUUAUUGAAGAAAACCCCAAGUCGGGUUGUCAAUGUGUCGUCGAUGGCUGCCCGACAGGCUAGGGAUUUCACUCUGGACAAAAUUUUCAAACACAAUGCGAAAAUGGGACGCGAUUAUGCCUAUUCGAAGCUGUGUAAUAUUUUUUUCACACAAGAAUUGGCCAAAAAACUGGAGGGGAGCGGAGUUACGGCCUAUUCGCUCCAUCCGGGGGUCGUCAAGACGAAUUUUUUUGAAAAUAACACUUAUUUGAAAAUUUUUGCCACAGUUCUUCUGAAUUUUUUCGCAAAAAGUCCGGAAGAAGGGGCCCAAACCACGAUUUAUUGUUCCGUGGCAAGGGGAAUUGAGGGGCACAAUGGAGGCCAUUUUUCCGAUUGUAAAAGAGUCGAAGCUUACAAAACAGCGAGAGAUUUGGGCCUUGCCAGAAAACUCUGGGAAAAAUCGGAGGAAAUUGUCCAUUUGUAAUAUUUUUGAAAAUAUAUGUUUUUUUGUUAACUCUU